Messenger RNA from Xyrichtys novacula (pearly razorfish), 3494 nucleotides. The record is from the annotation of a GenBank genome assembly. NCBI's taxonomy places the organism in Eukaryota, Metazoa, Chordata, Actinopteri, Labriformes, Labridae.
AAGUAAAUCCCGGGCUCUUUGAGACCCGGAAGCAGUUCGCAGUUAUUUUGGGCGUGCACUGGAAAGCUGGUGUUGUCCUGUGAACGUUGAAAUGUACAUGUUGUUCAGCUCUGAUACAGCAGCUGUAUUUAUGAAGGAUUUACACUAUAAGGUGAGUGUGUGUGCAUGAGUACAGAGUGUAAAACUGCUCUGGUGUUUAUUAGCUUUUAGCUUAGCUUCCUCCAAGGUCCCCCUGCAUGUCCUCUACAUGAUGUCUCUGUUAUAAUCCUCAUUUGUAUGUACCAUGUGUGUUCAUAUUGGUCUUGAAAAUGUAAUAUUGAGGUAUAGAUUUGAUAGUUAUUUUUAACAGUGAUAUAUUAGAUUCAACAGAAGGUGAUAAAUGUAUGUAAAUAUAUGUUAUUAUAGCAGUUUAAGGUCAUAUUACUUAAAGGAGACUUCUAACUACUACAAGGGAGAUCAUAAAUGCUGUUUCUGACUUAAAGACAGAAUUAAAUAUACAAUCUAUCAGUGUUUUUAAAGCCAUUUUCAUGCUAUUUAUAGAUUUUUUUUACUGUCCACUUUAGUUAAAUCCCACUGUUCAAACAAUAACAUGGUUUAUUUUGAGUUUCCCUGUCAAUAGCCUGAGGGAGAAGAAAAUCAGCUUUCAGUUACAAACUUUAAGACUCAAGCAAAAAUGUGUCCCAUGAUCCAGAGCUGUACCUUCAAUUCAUGUAUAUCUUUUUUUUUUUUAUCCCUAAAUUCUUUAGACUUUUCCAGAAAACGAAUUAAAGGGAUAUUCCGGCGUAAAAUUAAGUUAGGGUCAAACACACCGUACUGACAUUGAUUCUCAGGGUUUCUUCUUGCAGCACUGACAGGACUCUAAGGCUGUGGAGAUAUGGUGGGCUAUGACCCCAGGGCUCAGGGUGCUGCCCUCGCCCCAGAGGAGGCGGCCCUGGCUGGGUCGGCUGCUGGGAUGGUGACUCGAGCCCUCAUCAGCCCCUUUGACGUGCUGAAAAUCAGAUUCCAGGUAAAGAUGUGGAUUUGCAAUCACUGUGCAUUCGUGCAGAUUUUGGAGGUGUCAUCUGCUUUUGCUCUUGAUAUCGUUUUAGAAGUUGAAAAUGCUGGUGACGGCGUUUGCUUCUUGUCCACUCAUCAUCAUAUCUCGUCCCUACAGCUGCAGAUUGAGCGUGUAUCAUCGAAGAAGCCUGAGGGGAAGUACUGGGGGUUAUUUCAGGCAUCCCGCUGCAUCCACUCAGAGGAGGGACUCUCUGCCUUCUGGAAAGGCCACAUCCCUGCACAGCUGCUCUCCAUCUGCUUCGGUGCUGUCCAGGUACCACCAACUUCACUGCACACUUAAAAGCACAGAACCUGCAUAACCCUGACUGAUCUAACCUUGUGGGUUUGCUCUGUAGUUUGCAAGUUUCGAGUUUCUGACUGAGGUGGUGCACAAGACAACGCCGUACGACAGCCAGACGGCAGGAGUUCACUUUGUGUGCGGUGGUCUGUCGGCCUGCUCAGCUACGGUGGUCUGCCAGCCUCUGGACACCCUGCGGACACGCUUUGCAGCCCAGGGAGAACCCAAGGUGAGACCUUCCAGCUCUGAAGCACCUACAGAAAAGAUUUCCUCCAGGUUUCAUGACUUAAUUUCAUCAUAGAGGGUAGGGGUAGAGCUCUUAUUGAAAUAAUGUUGGAUUUUUGCAGCUUAAGGCACUUAGACUAUUAAUGCAAACAGCAUGUAUUAAAAGAUAAGAAGCUCUUUAUCUCAUAUAGACUAAAACUUUAACAGAGGAGUAUUAGUAGUAGUAGGAACUAUUUUCAUUAAAUACUGAGAUUUUUAUCUGCUUACCUCAGAUAUACAGAAACCUGCGCCACGCUGUGUCCACCAUGUGUCGCUCAGAGGGCGUCUUGACGUUUUACCGCGGUCUGUCUCCCACUCUGUUGGCCGUGUUUCCUUACGCUGGGCUGCAGUUCUUCACCUACAACAUCUUUAAAAACCUUUUAGCUCCGUCGUCAGAAGCCGGGAAGUCUGGAGGUCAGUGGAGAUCAAACUCAGUGCAAAUAUGACACCACAUAUAUAUAUAUACAGGUUUAAGAGGUACAGCAGGUGAACUAAACUCACAGUAGCCUGUUUCAUCAGCUGUUUAAAGUGCAUCAGGAGUAAAGAGCAGUAAAACUGAAUUCACACCAUGAGAUUAACUUCAGUUCGUUUACAGGUAGACUGAUUGUGAUGCUGCAGAUAUAAGAUGUUUGAAUUCUUGUGAUGUUUUUGACUCUGCCGUCAGGGAAUCUAAGGAGUCUGAUUUGUGGCAGCGGAGCUGGAAUCAUCAGCAAAACAAUCACUUACCCCUUUGACCUCUUCAAAAAGAGGCUGCAGGUGGGCGGCUUCGAGGCAGCCAGAGCUCACUUUGGACAGGUAAGCUCGUCUCCCGCUCCUGUCGUGUUUUCAGAUCUCGUACUUUGUGUAAAAUCGGUUCUCUUGGUUUCUCCCCUGCAGGUGCGGAAGUAUCGGGGUCUGCUGGACUGCAUGCUUCAGAUCGCCAAAGAGGAGGGUCUCCGAGGUUUCUUCAAAGGCCUCUCGCCGAGCCUCGUGAAGGCCGCGCUGUCGACGGGCUUCACUUUUUUCUGGUAUGAGUUUUUCCUCAACGCCAUAAGCAACCUCAAAGAGCGACGGAAAUCAACAGACUUCACGAAAGAGACGCAGGAGAGAUAACAAAGAAGGAGGAACGGACGCUCCUCAGAAACAGACUUUAUUUCUUACACACAAACAUAUCAACCAGGUCAAUGUUGAGUGAUGGUUUCUGUCUCGUUUACACACCAUGAUGGGAAAAUAUGACCUCAUUUUUAUCGUGUAUGUGCUCUCUUUAUAUCACAUGUUUUAAAAGUAUUUAACGCUGAACUCUGGGUUUUAAGGUGUCGGUUUGUUUGCUUUUGAGGAUUAAAGUUUUUAUGUCCAAACUUAACUUUGCACAUUUGAAGCUCAGAUUUCCAUUCAUGAGUCGCAGUCGAUAACGCACAUUUCAUCAAACAGCUAAACUUGCUUUAACCGUACAAAUAAAUGUCAUAUUUAUUUUGUUAUCGUCAUUAUCCAGGAUUUUUUAUUUUAAAUAAAGUGUUUUUGUAAAGACUUGGACUUCUGUGCUCGUCUUUUGACCAGAUAAUGCAUGUAAGAUUGUGAACAACAUUACUUCCUGUCUGCGUUACUUUAUACUUUUUAAUCUGGCAGAAGUGUAUUAUGACUUUUCAAGGACUCACUCUGAAGUGUAGAGAAAACUAUUCAAAGACGACAACAAAGCUGUAAAAGAACCGUCUUCACAUGGGAUAGCACACUUUAAAGCUCCUGUAAGUAACUUCUUGUUUGUGUCAGUUAUGGCGCCCCCCUCUGGACAAACCUUACAAAUAUUUUCAGUCCUGUUUGGAUCGUUUUUUUUUUUUUAAUUACUGCAUAAAGAAAGAGGAUUGUUCAACAGUAACUACCGGUCAAAUUCUAGAUUAAGAGUCUCCCUUGCUCACUCCUC